AAUAAUACGUUCGGAUGUUCCAGUUUAUUUGCACGUGGACCGGUGACCGUUAUAGAUAAGAGAGAUAAUUGACAGUGAACAGUUUUUAUGAAGUGUUUAGGAUAUUGAGUGCACUUUUGGUUUUGUUUUGGAUUUUGAUGGACGUUGGAUUAUCUGUGAUUUAAUCAGAGAAUGAUAUAUGUGCUUGAAGUCACAGAAGAUUAUUAGCACACAUGGAUUUGAUGCCGAACAAGGGUUUGUCUGAAAGAGAAGUGCGAGAUCUUCGCACUGCAUUCGGGUUGCUGGAUCGCAACCAGGAUGGACAUGUAACGGCUUCAGAGUUGCAAUUUAUGUUAAGAAAUCUAGGAAUCCACGUGAGGGAUGAACUUAUUCAAGAUCUGAUGAAAGACGCUAGUCAGUCUGGUAGCGGAUUAAUAGACGAGACCGAGUUUUUACAAUGGAUCGCAAAGAUUCAGGCAGUUCAGGCAAUGCAAGGCGGAACCCAAAGACAAGGCGGCGAUUCAGACUCCAACGAUGAUGUCAAUAAAGAUCUACGAUCUGCCUUCAAGGUGUUCGACCGAGAUGGUAAUGGAUACAUUUCCCGAGACGAAUUGCGAACCGCCAUGGAGAUGAUCGGCGAAAAUGUCACGGAGCAGCAGGUCACCGAGUUGAUGACGUUGGCCGAUACGGACAAGGAUGGACGCAUCAACUUCGAAGAGUUUGCGAGACUAUUUUCAUAAAUACAAGAUGGUGUGAUACUUAUAUAAGGUUGUAUUAUAUUUAAAAAUGUAAAAAUGUACAUUAUCGAAUGUAUUGUCAAUAAAUAUUAUAUUAUAUAUCAUAAAUCAUUUAGAAUAAAAUUGCAAUAAUAACGACGAUAAUUUAUAUACUGUUAUUAAAAUUCUUAGAAUACGCGA
This is a messenger RNA of Ctenocephalides felis (cat flea), 896 nucleotides long. RefSeq names its product calcium-binding protein E63-1-like. NCBI's taxonomy places the organism in Eukaryota, Metazoa, Arthropoda, Insecta, Siphonaptera, Pulicidae. The record is from RefSeq and is a predicted model, not a curated record. The transcript has 6 exons. The coding region runs from base 213 to 719 and encodes 168 amino acids. Gene Ontology annotation, molecular function: enzyme regulator activity; calcium ion binding.